Molecule: messenger RNA, 963 nt
Organism: Glarea lozoyensis ATCC 20868
Lineage: Eukaryota; Fungi; Ascomycota; Leotiomycetes; Helotiales; Helotiaceae
Product: NAD(P)-binding Rossmann-fold containing protein
Exons: 1
Coding region: 1-963 (320 amino acids)
Source: RefSeq, a predicted model, not a curated record
AUGGGUGUUACGUUCUCACAAUUCUUUCCUCCAAGUCCGACAUUGACAGAAGCAGACCUACCGAAUCAAGCAGGAAAAGUCUUCAUAGUGACUGGAGGUUAUUCAGGAGUUGGCAAGGAACUAUGCACGAUUUUAUACCAAGCUGGCGGAACCGUUUAUCUUGCUGGUCGCUCCAAAGAAAAGGCACAAGAAGCAAUAUCAUAUAUCAAGAGGCUUGAGAUGAAUAACAAGUCCUUGCCCGGCAAACUGGUUUUUCUGGAAUUAUCGCUGGACAAUCUGGCCACCAUCAAACCUGCCGUAGAGAGGUUCACGUCGGUUGAGACUCGACUUGACGUCCUCUUCAACAAUGCAGGUGUUUCCAAUCCACCUCCAGGCUCCAUAUCAGUCCAAGGCGACGAGCUUCAGAUGGCUACAAAUUGCUUAGGACCGCAUCUGCUUACCCAACUUUUACUGCCGAUCAUGCGAAAGACAGGCAAUGUCUUACAAUCACCAGGUGCGGUGCGAGUGAUUUGGACAUCCUCAAUCAUUGUCGAUCUGUCUGUAUCAAAAGAAGGCAUCAGUCUCAAAGAGCUCACGACAAUCUCCAAGAACCAACAGUACAACUACUUGAAAACGAAGCUUAGUAACUGGUUUCUUGCGAGCCAUCUGGCGACCCAAGUUGGUGCCGACGCAGAUGGCAUCCUCAGCUUGACCAUCAACCCAGGAAAUAUGAAAACGGGACUCCUCCGUCAUAUGCCAGCUAUCGUUGGAAUUCUGUUUUCCCCAAUCUUGUAUCAUGCUCGGAUGGGAGCGUAUACAGCAUUAUGGGCUGGUCUAUCGAAGAAAUUGAAUAUUCAUGAUGGUGGAAAGUACAUCUUGCCGUGGGGUCGCAUUCAUCCGAGUCCUAGAGUAGACUUGCUUGAUACCAUGAGUGCUAGGGAGUUUGUAGAGUUUUGUGAUAGAAAGAUUGUGGACUUUAUGUGA